AGUGGAGUUUAAGUUGGUGGUUUUGAUGCAACUGUUCUUCCAGACGGUCAGUGAAGGGGUCCUUAUGGUGCAUUUGAGGUCUCGUUGUUUCCCAUCAGCAGGAAGUGAUGUCCGCUGACUGACUGGGACUCCUCAGGUGUCUCCUGGAUCAGUCCAGGUCCAGGAUCAGAACCACAUGAGUAAACUGGUUCAGUUUUUAUCAGCAAAGGGUUUUGUUGUUUCAGAGACGUAGAAACGGUCACAUUGCCUCUUCACACUGCCGCCGUCCUGUACGUCUCUUCAAGGCUUCAGAUCAGGUGUUACAUCAACCUGAGUCCAGGUGCUCAUAGAGGACGCUGCUGGCUGUCACCAGGACACAUUACAGUUCAGGAUGUUCGGACUCUGUGAGUUUAUGAUCUACUACACUUGGUUCAUCGUCCUUUCGUCUCAGUACCAAAACUACCUCAUGAAUCCUGCAGCCUCUGAAAUGACUGAUGCUCAUCUUCAGCACACUUGGGCUUGAAGGCUGGAACUGCCUGAAGCAGUCCUGAUACUCCUCAAGCACCUUAGAGCCGUCUGACACACCCCUGGAAUGUCCUUAAGAAAACCUGGAACCACCUCAUGCACUUAUGGAACCUAGUCAGGCGCCAGUGGAACCUCCUCCAGAACCUGAGCCCCUCUCAUGGAAGCUCUUCAAGCACCCAUAGAAACGUCUAAAGAACCCUGGAACCUCCUGAAGCAACCUGGAAUAUCUUCAAGCACCCCGUAAUGUAAUGUCUGUUUGCACCCCCGUCUUCCUCUGAAGAAUCCUGAGAGACCCUCUUCAGCCCCCUAGUCAAGCCCCUUUAACCUCAAUCCAAGCAGCCCAAAAACACCUCCAACCUUCUCUCUUUCCUGCUAAAGAACCGUCACCUGGACAGAUCUCCUGUAGGGGCCACGGUCCCCCCCAACAUCCAAGACAUGGAGCUGAGGGAGGAGUGGCAGGACGACGGCUUCCCCAGGCCUCUCCCAGAGGACUGUGGGAGUCCAGAAGAGACACAGAGCCCAUCAGGUGCUGAGCAGCGACCAGCCCCGCCCACCAGCCUUGCUCUAUCAGGAACAGUUGGGGGCGGGGCUAAGAGGCGUCUGGUGGCCCCCUCUCUCAGUGUCACUCUGAGCCGCAGAGACUCUCACGACGGCUUCUCUGCCGCCGCGCUGUCGGCGACGCCGGACGAGACGCCGUCUCUCGACAUCAACCUCGAGGCCCUGGAGACGCCGUCAGGCAGCGAGACGGGAACCCUGCCGGACAGCGCGCACGAGCUGGAGUGGGAGGAUGACCUCCCCCGGAUGGCGCGGGGCGGGCUCAGGGCUGUGGCCAGGAGUCCGUUGGAGCAGUCAGAGGGUCUAAUGGAGCUGGACCAGGUGGACAGCAGGGGGCGUCGCUGGAGGAGGUUCUGCAUCUCCGGACACGAAUAUCACGUCAACAUGAGCGUCCUGGAGCCGUACCUUCAGGUCCUGUCACACGGAGGUUACUACGGAGAUGAGAUGAACGCCAUCAUCCUGUUCACCUCCUGCUACCUGCCAGAGAACACGGUGGAGGACUACGAGUAUGUCAUGGACAACCUGUUCAGGUACAUUGUGGGGACAUUGGACCUGAUGGUUUCAGAGAACUACCUGCUGGUCUACCUGUGUGCUAUGGCUCCCAGAAACAAACUACCGGCCAUCAAAUGGCUUCACCAGUGCUACACGUCCAUCGACAGGAGGCUGAAGAAGGACCUGAAGGGGCUGCUGGUCGUCCAUCCUGCAUGGUACAUCAAAGCUCUCAUCACCGUGGUCAAACCCUUCAUCAGUGAGAAGUUCAGCAGGAAGAUUCGGUUCAUCCAGAGUCUGCAGGAGCUGUCUCAGGUCAUCCCCACAGAUAGACUGCAGAUCCCAGAUGCAAUACGCCACUUUGAUGAGAAGUUGAACAGAUGACGAUCACAGACUCUUAGAGUUUGGCAGACUGGAUGAAUCCUCAAGGACGAAGGUCAUCAGGAACCUCUAAGCCAGAUGACCUUUGACUUCUUUCCUGUACAGAAAAAAAGGUUUAUUUAUACAGUCUGUCUGUGAAUCAGGGGAUGGUAAGUUAAACAUCUGGUGCUCCUGCAGCUUCAGACUCAUUUCACCCCCAAACUGCACAGAAAAUCUGCUGGAUUCUAGUUUAAUUACUCUCCUGAUAGUCCUGCUCUGGUCAGGACCCUUGUUCCUGUCAGGACUCCCGUUCCUGCCAGGAACAGGACCUGGUGCCUCCUGCUCCUGCUGGGACUCUGGUUCCUGCUAGGAUUACAGUUCUUGUUGGGACUCCUGUUCCUACAGCUGGGAACAAACGUCUCAUUUUAAAUCUCAUACUCUGUGUGGACACUGUUGCAGGAAAUCAUUGUGUGUCCUCAAAUGAAGCUAAUAUCUGAUUCAGGACUGUAAAUGUAAGCAGGGACACUGAAAACUGAACAAACCGCAGCUAUGCUGAAAAUGAAUAAAGUAAAUAAUGUCAGUUUGAGGAAUUUUCCUCUAAAGUUCUGGAGUUUGUGUUUAUUGUUCACAAUCAUCUCAAAUGUAUUAAGUUUGCAGAUGGAGGUUGAAGGAUUUCUUGUUCACGUCAAUACAGUCGGUUUAAUCACAGCAGCUGAACACGAGUAAAGUAACAGCACACUGAACCAGUGGUUUUAAACCUUCUUAACAAAAUCACACCGGCUAAACGUAAUAACAGUGUGACGAUGAGUCUAACUGCUGUUUUGUUAAAGCUCUGCUCCUCUCACUGUUAUUGUAAGUUAGUUUCUUUAUUAGCAUUGUUUUUAUAUCACAACUGUUGUGCACACAAGAUGAAAAUAUGUGUAAAUUUCUCUUCACAUCAAUAAAAUCAGGACGGUUCUGGAAGCAGGCAGAACGACACCGAUCACUUCACCACAAUUAUGUAAAAUUAAACUUGAUUCUAGAAAAACAAGUUUGUAUUGGACACAGCUAAAAUCCUGUGAAGUCACUGGCUGGAGGUUAUUUUUCAUUUAAGAAAAAAUCUGAUUAGAGAAUUGAGGAACAAACUGAAUAUCUGUUCGAAUGUGCCCUUUUCUCCGUCUGAUGACUGAACUGAGAUCAGCAGAGGGUGGUCCCCCCCGACCUCACCAGCCAUCAUGUGCUUUCAUGAACACUUCAUAGAACUUUUAUAACCUAUUCCACUUUUUGUUUUCACAUUAAAUUUAUUCUUCAGUUGUUUUUGAAUAUUUUUUAAUAUCCUCUUCAACUAUCUGAGUGGAUCUCGUGUAUAUUUUGCUUUCCCCGCUCUUCAGACUCCAUGUUUUUAGAGAAAAAUUCAUUUUAUACAUGUUUUCCUAAAAUUCAGCCUGACAGAUUUGUGAUCUUUGGACACUUUAAGAUCUCUAGAAUUUAAAAUAAAGUUCUUCAGGUUAAAAACAAUGAAGUAAUUAAAUUCCACAUUUACAGACGCUGCUGUAGAAAAUAACUGCACUUCACACCGUUCUUCACUGUAACUUAUCCAAACCAACCAUGUGCAAUUUUUGUUUUAAUCCUUGUGCAAUUUAUCAAUAUUUCUUAAUACUGUCCAUUGGCAAUAUAUUUUUAUGGUCUUUUGUAUGACACUUCCCCAGCUCGGGAUUAAUAAAGUUCAGUUUAUCUUAUUGUAACUCAAUGUUUAACAAACAGCUAAUGCUAAAAGGUCCCAGGCCGUGAUACCAUGUGACAGACUGAGGCUAAUGCUAACAGGUCCAAGGUUAUGAUAUCAUGCUAACAGACUGAGGCUAAAGCUAAAAGAACAGGUUGUGAUAUCAUGCUAACAGACUGAGGCUAAUGCUAACAGGUCCCAGGAUAGGACAGCAUGCUUACAGACUGAGGCUAAUGCUAACAGGUCCAAGGUUAUGAUAUCAUGCUAACAGGCUGAGGCUAAAGCUAACAGGACGCAGGUUGUGAUAUCAUGUUAACAGACUGAGGCUAAAGCUAACAGGACCCAGGUUGUGAUAUCAUGCUAACAGACUGAGGCUAAAGCUAACUGGUAAAAAAUAUUAUGGUAUGAUAACCUCAUUGUUCUUAUAUAACUACUAUUGUUACUUACUAUCAUAGGUAGGCAGCUAGUUAGCAGGACAUGCUAAACAGCAGCUUACAUUACAUAGAGCAAAUAAACAGACCAUUUUAUUAGUUCCUGACACUUUUGUUCUCCUGUUGUUGGUUUUGAAAAGAAAUCAUUUCUCUU
Chelmon rostratus (copperband butterflyfish) is the source of this 4195-nucleotide messenger RNA. RefSeq names its product BCL2 interacting protein like (gene bnipl). Gene Ontology annotation, cellular component: cytoplasm. Gene Ontology annotation, biological process: apoptotic process. Lineage: Eukaryota; Metazoa; Chordata; Actinopteri; Chaetodontiformes; Chaetodontidae. The transcript is spliced from 10 exons. The record is from RefSeq and is a predicted model, not a curated record. The coding region runs from base 940 to 1932 and encodes 330 amino acids.